AAGAAACAGUGCGUGAAGUAACAUUCACGUGAACUGCAUUAAAGCUGGAUAACAAGUGAACACUAUCAACAGGAAUGCGAAUAACAACUCAAUGUUAUUCAGUGGGCUGUUUUACAGAGAGUUUGGAGAGGGUGGAGGUGUGGUUUCAGCGCGCGCUUUGGCUCAUGAUGGUCAUUUGGCAUUCUACGCUCGAGGAGGGAACGACGUGUACUUGUCCUGGAAGAUAAUGCCAUAUUUAAGGAUUUUGUUUUCUAAAGAUAAUAUUGUCUUAUAGUUGUCAUCAUUUCAGCUGCGAUGAGCGAUGGAGAGAGAGGGGAACAGCUGUGGUAGAGAGACAGUAAAGGGAGGAGGAUCUCAGUGAGACUCAGAUGCUGCACCAGGCAGGAGCAGAGAGAAGUCAACCGUAGAGAACAUUAGGAAAAGAGGAUGACCACUGCAAAGGAAUACGUCUAAAAGAAUAUGAAGGAAUAUCUUUGUGUGCUUUGACAAGUGGCAUUACAACAGAUCAGAAUGGGAAAUACAGAUAGUCAGUACAGCAGUUUCAUCAUCCCUGGUAAGGGAAAAUCUAGCUCCCUGAAGCCUCACACCUCUAAAGAGGAGGUACUGUCCCCGCACUCUUGGUGGAGGAACUCUGAGAGCACGUCUGGAUACAAGGCCAAAAAUGGUUUUUCACCACACAAGAAUAGCCAACCUUACAUCUCCCGCCAUUAUGACUGCAUUAAGGGGAGAUCCAGUGAUAAAAUAUGUGCAGAGAACCACCAAGACGUUUUAUUCCAGGGAAAUGGUUUCUUUGUAGGCUGCAGACAACAGACUGGAGGCCUCCAGGCCCCUAUGAGGAGCCCCAGUUCUGAGCUUAAAGAGAGUAAGAGCAGUCCCAAAGUUCUUUUUCGUGAGGGUGGAAGUCUGAGGGUAGAGUUUACUAAUGCGCGGAGGGAUCCGGAUGUUGAGCUGUCACUUGGCAGUUGUCUCAGUGGACCUGUUGAUGCUACCCAAAGGGCCAGUAAUGGGAGCUCUCUUAGUUCUGAGGGCUCAUGGUAUGACUCACCCUGGGGGAAUGGGACAGAUCUGUGUGACAACGUCUUCACCACCAGCCAGCCUUCAGACAACAGUAGUGGAUAUACCACACUCUCAUCCACCCGUACAGUGGACCUUGGAUGUAUUAGUGGUUACACUACAGAGCAGUCUGAGAACCAUAUGGGUAGCCUCACCUGCCAAACCACAGCUCAUGGCAGUCAGUAUGCAAGCAGUGAUUCCUAUAGUAAUGGGUACAAUACCAACCACGCUGAGGGGGACAGUGGUAUUGGAGACUCUGUGCUCCUUCAUUUGGAACAUAAUGGAUUAUCUGACCUAUACACAAAUCCCAACAUGACUGUGCCAUUCCCUACCGUGGGCAUCCUAGCGGCGGAUCAACUAGAGCACACUCCUCACCUCCAAGCCUCACUGACCUCUUCCCUGGAUGCGAACUCCCAAGACGAGAGUCAGGAAACCCAGCAUUACACCUCACAUACCCUACCAUGCAGAAAAGCAGUUCCUGAUGGGAACACAAGGAAGGACUCACUCAAAAGUCGCAUCCGCCGCCUCAGCGAUUGGACGGGAAGUCUGAGUAGGAAGAAGCGGAGGCUGCAGGAACCUCAGGAACAAAGUACUGUGGACUUUACAGAGGUUUUCAACUGUGGAGCUGGGGGCACGCUAGAGGAAUCCAGUCCAUUUUGGAAUCCCAUGUCCUCCCAGACAAAGUUGGACUGCUCUGGGUCGUUAACGGGCCAAUUUGGGCAUCAGAACCAGGGUGCGGUCCUGAGGCAGAACAUCUACGAGAACUUUAUGCAGGGACUGGAGACUGGCAGUAGCAGUGGAACUGCUGAUGGACCCCAGGUCUGGGAAUGUGAAGGGGAGAGCAGCAGUGGCUCAAUGGGCUCCUUGGAGCAAAUGGACUUCCUGUUUGAGAAGGAGCAAGGUGUUGUGCGGAGGGCUGGUUGGCUGGCUUUUAAGCCCCUCAUUACCCUCCACAAGGACCGCAAACUGGAGCUGGUAGCAAGACGCAAGUGGAAGCAGUAUUGGGUUACGCUCAAAGGCUGUACACUUUUGUUAGGUGAAUCCAAUGGAAAGACCUCCCCAGAGCAGGAAUGCACACCACAUUACGCAGUGCUUGCUGAGGACAGUAUUGUGCAGGCAGUUCCUGAGCAUCCCAAAAAAGAGAAUGUCUUCUGCCUCAGCAAUGCCUAUGGAGAUGUCUAUCUCUUUCAGGCUGCAAACCAAACAGACCUGGAGAACUGGGUGACAGCCAUCCAUUCUGCCAGUGCAUCAAAUUUAGCUAAGCGUCAGGGGAAGGAAGACACUCUACGUUUGCUGAAGAGUCAAAGCAGAGCUCUCCUGCAGAAGAUCGACAUGGAUGGCAAAAUGAAGAAGAUGGCAGAGCUGCAGCUGUCUGUCAUCAGUGACCAGAAGAACAGGAAGGCUAUUGAGAGCCAGAUCCUGCAAUGGGAACAGAACCUGGAGAAGUUUAACCUAGAGCUCUUCCGCAUGCGCUGUUACCUGGCUAGCCUGCAGGGCACAGAGCUGCCCAAUCCAAAAAGCCUGUUAGCCACUGCUGGACGCCCAUCUAAAAUGAUGUUAGGUCGUCUGGGAAUUUUCUCUGUCUCAUCCUUUCAUGCGCUGAUAUGCACUCGUGAUGAGGCCACCCUGAAGAGACGAUCUCGAUCUCAUCCUCGAGGUAUGCGGAACAAACGAGGACUACUGUUUUCUUCACAGAAGGGAUUGGACAGUUUGACCAAACGCAACUGUGAAAAGAGACAGUCCCUGUCCCAGAUAUUUGAAGGAUAUUCCUCUGGAUCAUUUGGUCAUCCAUCCACGCAAAGCAGCUCAGAGAAGCUGGACGUGUUUACCAAACUGCAUUUAACAGUGCCACCUGAAGGUCAUCCUUGGGACUGCAGUCUGGAAAGCCGGGCUUAUGUGCUCAUGCCGGACAGACAGGUCAUCAAUGUGCCAGUCAAACAGGACUCUCUGGUUUCUGAUGUUCUCUCAUUGGCGUGCAAGGUAAAGCAACUUGACCCGGCUCUGCACUGCCUGCACAUGAGGAGACAUUUAGGACAAGAUGUGGAGAGAAGCACUCCAUCGCCCACAGACCUGCUGAGGACCCUGGUCUACGAUGAACUGGAAGUUUGGCCUCUUAAUGUGUUCACCUUAAACAUGUCCCGUCCAGACAUAACCAUAGACUUUGGUUUUGCGGUCACAGGCCAUGUGGAUGGUGCCAGGAAGAGUCAUGUCUAUGUGAGUGAGGUGAAUCCUGAAGGCUUGGCAUUUAUUGAAGGUCUGAGAGCAGGAGAUGAGAUCUUGACUCUUAAUGGCAUGAGUGUGGCCUCUCUCGACCUCGGCCUCAUGCAGAGCUUCUUCAGCCAACAAGAUCUCCAUCUUGUCCUCAGACGUGAGGAGAACAGCUCAGACGACCAGUGCUCCAUUUGGCCAGACUGUGACCCCAGUGAACCUGAUCAACCUCAGCCUCCUAAGAGCGACAUCAUUCACCCGGAGCAGCUGACCACUGAUCCAUCUCAAGAGCAGGAAUUUCCCGAGGGCUCCGUGGCGCCUGCUUUGGAGGAGGUGAACGAUAAGGCCGAGCGCGGCGGAAAGAACCCAGAGACGGUGUGUAAUCUCUAUCAGACGUUCCCUGAAGGAUCCAUUCUCAUGCCAGAGGGCCACAGGAACCCUUACUCCAAUGAAAAUGCCCUUGCCAGGUCUUCUCCCCGUCACAUGUCUGUCACUGAGCGCCUGCGCAUGGUUAUUCAAGAGCUGGUGGACACAGAGAAAUCUUAUGUCAAGGACCUUGGAUCUUUGUUUGAGAUCUAUCUGAAGCCAUUACAAAGAGAAACAUUCCUUAGUCAUGAUGAGAUGGAGUCUCUGUUCGGCAGCCUGCCAGAAAUGCUGGACUUCCAGAGGGUUUUCCUACAAACCCUAGAGGAGAGAACAACUUCCUCACCGGACUACCAUGCACUGGAGACUCCAGAGAAACUUAAGAAACUCCUUUUUUCCCUGGGCGGAUCUUUCUUAUACUAUGCAGAUCACUUUAAGCUUUACAGCGGCUUCUGCGCCAAUCACAUUAAGGUGCAGAAAGUUCUCGAAAGAGCAAAAACAGACCGGGCGUUCAAAGAGUUCCUGGAGGCGAGGAACCCCACCAAACAGCACUCGUCCACCCUGGAGUCAUACCUCAUUAAACCUGUGCAGAGGGUUCUGAAGUACCCGCUGCUGUUGAGGGAGCUGGUGUCUCUCACCGACCCCGAGAGCGACGAGCGCAACCACCUCACAGAGGCGUUAAAGGCCAUGGAAAAGGUGGCCAGUCACAUAAAUGAGAUGCAGAAGAUUUAUGAGGACUACGGCACAGUGUUUGACCAACUAGUGGCAGAGCAGAGUGGCCCUGAGAAGGAGGUCACUGAGAUCUCCAUGGGAGAGUUCAUCAUUCACAGCUCAGCACUCUGGCAAAACCCUCUUCCCUCUUUGGGCCGCAUGAGAAAAGACCCUGAACUCACCCUCUUCCUCUUCAAGAGAGCGCUCAUUUUGGUGUAUCGGGAAAGCAAGCUAAAGAAAAGAAUGACUUCUUCACGGCCCGGGGAUCUGGAUCCUUUUAAAUUCCGCUGGCUCAUUCCUGUAUCCUCCCUUCAGGUCCGACCUGGAAAUUCAGCAGGGUCAGAGAAUCCUUGUGUUUGGGAGGUUGUUCACACUAAGUCUGAAGUGGAGGGACGACCAGAGAUGUUCUUUCAGCUCUGCAGCAGUAAUCUGGAGAACAAGGCCAAUGCAGUGAGGGCCAUCCGUGCUCUCUUGAGAGAGAACGCCAAGCGGACGGCUCCAGUUGAGCGCCGAUUCAAAGAUUUAAAUUCUAACUUCACCUUCCCCAGGAGAAGCCACCCAGGAGCACUAAGAACAAACUCCUGGCAGAGGCUGCCGCCACAGCCAAAAACUUUAGACUCAGAUGAGGGCAGACUGCUUGACGGAUACGCUCAUUCUGAGCCUCCCCUCCCUAGCCGCUUGCUCAGACCCUCUAGAGACGAGAACUCUACUCUGAGCAAGAGCUCCACGUUGUGCUCCCUGACCAGUGCCUUAGAAGCUCAACUCCAGAGACUGAAUUUUGUAGAAGAACCCCAAGGCAUGAGCAAGAGCAGUACCAGUAGCCUUCAGGGCAGUCAGGUGACUCUGCUGGAUGACACUCCAGGUCUGGACCUCAACACCCUGCUGGCCAGGGACUACAGCGUGCAGAGCCUGGGUUCGGUCGUUAAUGAGGAUUGUUUUUACGACACAGUGAUGGGCAUUCAAAAAGCUGCCAUUCCCACACUGUAGAGGAGGUUGGUGCUACAAACAUUAAAAUGCACUAAAACAUGAUUUUCGUGCCUUGAUAUGAACAGCUCUUACCCAGACCGUUUUAUAUCUGUAGCUCUGUAAAAUCUAGUGAGCUGACUACUUAGACAGCAUUUUAAAAUCAUCAUAGGCACACACCAUUAUUAUGCUGUCCUCAGAGGUACUUUGCUUUGGUCAAGUUCUAAGGCAGCAUCACAUGUAAUCUUCAAGGUAAGUAUCCACACUCUAAAAAGUAAAUGUAAAAAAACUAAACAAAUUUACAUAGUAAAAUACCAUUUUCCAUUGAAGCAGUAGCUAAUAUAUCAGAAAAACAAUGCAUUCUGGGUAAUAUUAUUAGUCGUUUUCGAGAAAGUAACCUAAAGGUGACAAAUGUUACCCAUAAUGCAUUGUUUUUAACAGUAUAUUACUUCUGUAUAUUACAAAGUAUUCUGGGUAAUAUUAUUUGUCUUUUUGAGAAAGUGGCCUCUUUUAUAGACCUCUUUCUUAAAAUGACAAAUAUUACCCAGAAUGCAUUGUUUUUAUGGCAUAUCACUAUUUCAAUGGAAAACUAAAGUAUUUUACUGUGUAAAUUUUUGUUGUUGUUUUACAGUCAGACAAGAUGGCGGCGUUAAAGAGAAAUUUACGGUAUUUUUGAUUUUACAGUAUUUUUGAUAUAUACAUAUACAUACUUAUUUAAUACUGAUAAGUACACUGCCGGUCAAAAGUUUGGAAGAACUACAGUAAUAUAUUUAAUGUUUUUGAAAAAAAAUCACUUAUGCUCACCAAAUACAGUAAA
Molecule: messenger RNA, 6115 nt
Organism: Megalobrama amblycephala (Wuchang bream)
Lineage: Eukaryota; Metazoa; Chordata; Actinopteri; Cypriniformes; Xenocyprididae
Gene: tiam2b
Product: rho guanine nucleotide exchange factor TIAM2
Exons: 26
Coding region: 511-5322 (1603 amino acids)
Biological process (GO): activation of GTPase activity; small GTPase-mediated signal transduction; positive regulation of axonogenesis
Cellular component (GO): synapse; membrane
Molecular function (GO): guanyl-nucleotide exchange factor activity; protein binding
Source: RefSeq, a predicted model, not a curated record